GAGGAGGAGUCGCCGAACCCAUCUAAUCUGGAUUAAAUAGUCCCCUCUGCGGUCAGGAUUCCCCGGAAUGACAUUAUGAUGGAGCUGAACUGGGUUGACGCUUCAUGCAACGAGCAGCGACGUCUAAACUGCAGCGGGCUGGAUGCGUUUGUAAUGAAGUUUCCGAUAUUAUUUAUUUUAUUUUUUUUAGUGACGAGGAAGAGCUGCAGGGGCAGUAAAGUUGUGUGAGUAUUUUCUGCCACACACAUGGAUGGAUACUACCGGUGUGCGGCAGCAGCAGCACGCUGCGCUCUGCAGCAGCAGGCGGACUGAACACUGCAGCCCGCGCUUCAUGCACGCUGCUGCGCUUAACCAUGAGCGCCUCGCCACGGAAUAAACAAGGCCAACGCGCCGCGGUCAGGGUAAAUCUCAACAAUCCACCGAUUAUGAGCAGCUAAACAUACAGCUUCAAGUGCAUGACCUUAGCUUCUGGUUUGAAUCCAUCAUGGAGGACAGCAAACUUAUCUUCAGCCUCGACCACCUGGACGAGGGUCCCUCUGUCGUCUUUUCAAAAGAGCGACCACAAACCCUGGGCUGUCAACGUGAACUCAGUCUAAGUAUGAAUCUAGACCUGAACCAAAGCCACAGAACUCAGCCUCUCUACCUGCCUCACUCUCCGUCAUCCCCAGGCUCUCUGUCCGAUCUGUCAGCGUUAUCCGCAGACCUCCUCGUCUCGACUGGCUUGGUCAAAUCGUCCUCCACGGACCUGAAGCCGAAGGACAGCAGCGCCCUGAGAGGCAAGCCCCUCCUCAGCCUGGUCAAGUCGCUCAGUACAGAGAUCUCCCGCCGAGGUGAGCCUGACAACAACCUCUCAAAGUCAGACUCCAAGCUGCAUCUGCAUCCCUGGAAGCAGGUUACUCACCCAAAGAUGCCAGAAUAUGGGCCUACAGCAGGGGCGCUGAGCGAAAACGACGACUGGGUGUCUCCUCCGUCCACCGGCAGCAUGUCUCCCGCUGAACCCAGAGGCAGUUCCCUGAUUGCUGAGCUGGAGGACACCAGGAGGAAGUUUUCAGAGGCCAUGCACGAUCCGCUAAGCAUGCUGAGUAAGAUCAUGGGGGACGAGAACUCUGGAAGCCCCAAGCAGGUUAGGGGGUCUGGUACAGGAGACUCGCCAUCCUCCCAGGGCGGCUGUGAGCGGGACAGGAGCAGUGAAGACUCAGACCUCAGGUGUAGAAAGAGAACAGACAAUGAGCACAGAGCUGUGUGUGACGACCCGCUCAGAAGACUCCAAAAGGAUUCAUCGAUGCAAUCUUCAGUCUUCCCAGACCAAAACAACCAAAGCAGAGACAAGCGUCUGGAAAUCUGCUCUUAUGGGGAUGUGAUCCAAGUGGUGGAGCUUCAGAACGGAUCCACCGGCAGACGUCAUAAAAUGGACCCCGCGCCUCAAGUCUCUUUUUCAGGAUCGUCGUUGCCUUUUUACUGGCUCAUCCCCGUAGGUCUACUGGCUUACGGCCUCUUUGUCCUCCCGCUGCCUCCGUACUUAACCGGUCUGUCCAUGGGGAUCGCAUGCGGCUUUAUAUUGGGCUUGGUGGUGGUCUUCGUGUUUGCCCCGCGGCAUUCCCGCAGCAAAGAGGGGUCUCGAAGCAGGUCCAGAUCCAUCAAAGUGGAUCCGCUGGAUGGGGAGCUCAUGGGUACCGGAAUCAUUGAGGGCUGGAUGAAUGAGGCGCACGGUUACGAUCCUGACACCUUCCACCCUUCUGCAAUGCACUCGGUCUAUGUGACGCUGGACGGCAGCCGGCUGCACUUGGCAACCCCCCGUGGCAACGUCCCCCGGUGGGCAGCGUUCGAUGAGCCACACCGCGAGGCCGUGUUUCUGAACAGCCGUACUUACCAGCUGGCUAACAGUGAGGUGUCUCUGGUCCCCCCUGGUUUGGCUCGUAAGAGGGUUUGGAACAAGAAGUACCCCAUCUGCAUCACUGUGUCUGAGGGGGAGCUGGGGGAGAAGAGCCUAUUGGAGGGGCAGGAGGAGGGUGAAAUAGCAGAGAAAUCCACCGUCCCCAGCCAUCGGUCCCCUGCCACGCUGUAUCUGUUCGGCCGCACGGGAAGAGAGAAAGAGGAGUGGUUUCAGCACCUUCUAUUGGCCUCGAAGGCCGCAGGCCAAAGCGAAUUGAACUCAGAGGAAAUCGAAGAAGCACAGAGUGGAGGGGAGGCUGUUAAGGAAAGCACAGAAGAGACGCCCGACUUGUCGGCUAAAACAAGAACUAUGUUGGAGUACAGCAACUACAUGAUGCAGCUGAUUGGCUCAGACAGAUGCAGCCCUACCCCCGUCUGCAGUGACAAAGGAAGCCCCUCAGCUGGCAUAAAGGUCUCCACCGAAGACCGUGUUUCUGGGGGCGAAGCUGGAGGGGACUCCGGGGAAGCAACUGAAUCGGGUGGAUGCUCCCCAGAUGGCCAGCACGCCUGGAUAAAUUCCCUGGUGGGGAGGAUUUUCUGGGACUUUCUCCGAGAGAAAUACUGGGCCAAUCAGGUGGCUCACAAAAUCCAGAAGAAACUCAGCAAGAUCAAGUUGCCUUACUUCAUGAACGAGUUGACGCUGGCUGACUUGGACAUGGGAAGCUGCCUUCCUCAGGUCCUAACCACAUCAAAGCCCACGCUGGACCGCAGAGGUUUGUGGCUGGACCUGGAGUUAAUGUACACAGGCUGCCUACAGAUGACCCUGGAGACCAAGAUGAACCUGUGUAAGCUCGGCAAAGAGGGAGAGGAUGAACCACACAACAUUCCGGAGAACCUGCAAAUGGGCUCCAAGCCGAGGCUGUGUAUAUUGGUAGAUAGUGAUGAAGAGUCCUCCAGUGCUGGGUCUUCUGAUGAAGAGGAAUUACCCCCAUCCGAUCCACAGAGUCCACUGGGUGACCGAAGUUCUCCAGGAGCAGCUGAUGGGCACACAGGUGGUAGCACGGGCAGGAAAAUCCUGAGAUUUGUGGACAAGAUAACCAAAUCCAAAUACUUCCAAAAGGCAACAGAAAAUGAGUACAUCAAGAAGAAAAUAGCAGAGGUCUCCAACAUGCCCCUGAUGCUGAGUGUGGAGGUCCUGGAGCUUUCCGGAACGCUGACCAUCAACAUCCCGCCUCCUCCUACUGAUAGGAUAUGGUACAGUUUCCGGGUGCCUCCCAGGUUAGACCUCCAUGUGCGCCCCAUGCUUGGAGAGAGGGAAGUCACCUUCACUCACGUGACAGAGUGGAUCGAGAGAAAACUGCAGUGUGAGUUCCAGAAAAUAUUCGUCAUGCCCAACAUGGAUGAUUUAUAUCUGCCCCUGAUGACAUCUGGCCUGGAAAACCCGCCUGCGUCCUGCCAUUCCUCUGUGAUUUCGUCUUCCCACCAGUCUUCCAUGGAGUCUCAGGAAUACCUGUCAGAAUAGUGCAACCCCUUUGGCUGCAGAGCAAAUAUUAUGUUGAAGAAAACGAGAUGUCAUGCAUCUAUCGAGAUGAAACCUUGUGGUGUUAGGGGGCGACAGAUUGGCGGUCACCCUAAUUGAACUUGUAGUAGCAAAGGAAGCCAUGCUGAACUCAAACUGUGACGUUGGGACCGUCAAAGCCAGGAUAAGUGCCACCUACAGAGAGUUUAAUGACUGAUAUUACAUUAGCUAAUGAAUGUCUUUUUAAAGUGAUGCAAACUGGAACUGCACAAGACAAAAAAAAAAGUCUCCAUCCCCCCGUCCGUCCAUCCACUUUGCAUGUCAUUCAUUUUACUUUUCUUCUAGAAAUGAAACUUACUUGAAAUUUCAAAAGGUGUUCCUUUAUUAAAGUUUAAUUUGCAGACAUCACAGCUAAUAGAAAAACAGACAUCUAUUCCAGUUCCUAUUCUUAAAAAAAAAAAAAAGCUAGUUUAAAAAGACCACAUUCUGAAAAAGUGAAAUAAAUGUAUUAUGCUGCAGGAAUAUCAGCCUUUCUUUCAGGCCUCCUCUGGCAGAGUUUGCAGCAUUGUCUUUAGAGGAUCUUUUUUCUGGGGCCCCUAUGAAUAUAGCAGAGGUUAUAGUUGAAAAAA
Messenger RNA from Fundulus heteroclitus (mummichog), 4020 nucleotides. Its product is annotated as testis-expressed protein 2. Gene Ontology annotation, cellular component: endoplasmic reticulum. Lineage: Eukaryota; Metazoa; Chordata; Actinopteri; Cyprinodontiformes; Fundulidae. The transcript is spliced from 12 exons. Gene Ontology annotation, molecular function: lipid binding. The coding region runs from base 485 to 3394 and encodes 969 amino acids. The record is from RefSeq and is a predicted model, not a curated record.